Panicum virgatum (switchgrass) is the source of this 510-nucleotide messenger RNA. RefSeq names its product disease resistance protein RGA5-like. Gene Ontology annotation, molecular function: ADP binding. The record is from RefSeq and is a predicted model, not a curated record. NCBI's taxonomy places the organism in Eukaryota, Viridiplantae, Streptophyta, Magnoliopsida, Poales, Poaceae. The coding region runs from base 1 to 510 and encodes 169 amino acids. The transcript has a single exon.
AUGCCGUUCAGCCUCAGGGGAUUCAUUGAUAGGACCAUCAAUUUGUUCAAGAUGGCGGUGACCAACCAUCAGAUCCACAAUGUUGUCGAAGACAUCAUGGAGCAGGUCAAGAUGGUCAAUGAGCGUCGUAAGAGGUACAAGGUUGAUGAGGUGUCUAAUAGUCCAGUUGUGGAGACUAUUGAUCCAAAGAAUGAGCUGCCUAAGCGACUGUUGGAACAAGAGAGCUUAUCGAGAAAGCAAUCAAAUAUAAUUCCUAUAGUUGGGUUGGGAGGCUUGGGAAAGACAACCCUUGCCAAUUCAUUGCUGCAGGACUUUAAGGCACAAUUUGAUUGCCACUUUUUUGUCUCCGUAUCCUUUAGUCCUGAUAUAAAGAAGAUUUUUAAGAAUAUUCUUGUCCAACUUGAUGAGAAUAAGUAUGGCCACAUAGAUGAAUCAUGGGAAAUAAAGUUACUCAUUGACAAAAUUAUAGAAUUCCUCAAGAAUAGAAGGUACAAUUCUAUGCUAUACUGA